AUGCUCCGAUCUCUAUGUUGUCCCAGGGCUUUCAUUGGACGCAAUGUCGCUACAUGGGCAAAAAUUCUGCCAUGGCAGAAUCUUUCCGGUGAACUGCUGCUAACCGUGGUCAACAGUUUUUCGGUAUACAAUAAUAUGGCCUUGUCCCAGCAAAGCCGUGGAAUACAUGCUCUGUAUGACGUGAGAAAUCGUCAGAAAUAUCAUCAAAUGAAGUUCGGCCGAGAGGAGUCUUUGCAGGCCCAUAAAGCUGUACUUCAGGCUGGCCUAGGCACUUUACUUACCAUCUUACGAAACCCCUCCCUUGGAGAUUAUGUUCAUCGUGUGGACCUGUAUGGAACGGGAAUGAUUGACUUCGAUGAAAAUUCAAAUCAAGAUUCUGUGCUAACACCUGAGGACAUCGACACAAUUAAGCAAGCAAUUUUACGCGCCGGCUUCCAAGAUGCACAGGAGCGCGAGUCAAUUUUAACUAUGCUUUUACGAAACCCUGCUGAAUUCCAAUCUUGUUCAAGCAUGGAAACUCUUCAGUUCAAAGAUGCCCUCAUUACGCUCUUAGUUGCAGUCUCCCCGAACCUUGAAUCUAUGUCAAUGUAUCCAUUACUGGAAUACAUUAGAUCCCCAUCCACCGGAGAUUAUGAAAGGGUGAAUCUUCUCAAAAAAUUUCUUUGUCAAGCGUCCGCGUCUGCAGAGUCGGUGCCAUACUGCCAAAAUCUACGAGAUUUUAGCUUCCACCCAGACGAUACAAUUAACGAAUUCAAUGAGUAUGUUGAAGACCCAUAUUAUGAUCGGCUCAAUAUGAUCCGCAAACUACCAGCUGUUGAAUCGGUCGCUUUCAAGCUAGUAACGUGGAGUAAUGAAGCGGGAAUACCCCCUCCGCCCCGUUCCGCCAACUACAGCAAGAUCAGCUUUACACAUUCGCGACUGGAAAUUUGGGAUCUUUGCUGUAUCAUAGAAUCCGCCAAGGCCUUGAAAAGUUUAACUUUCACUAUCGGUGGUCGUUCAGAGCCUGAUAGUGGUGGCAUCGCUAUCUUAGACGUGACUCCGAUACUCAAGUCUCUUUGGAUACAUCGCGAGGUUCUAGAAGAAUUAAAUUUGGAUAUGGAGAGCCAGAUACCUCGGAAAGACUUGUACGAUAAGGAAUAUCAACCUUGCCUUGGGGAUGGAAUGAGUGAAGAGGACCGAGAGGUUUAUGAAGAGCGAUGGGCAGACGAGCUACAGGAGCUAGCCGCUCCAGAAAUCGCACCCGCGCGCGUUUCCUUGAAAGACUUUCCGAAGCUGAGGAACCUCAGUAUUGGAGCUCAUACGCUAUGCUACUUAGCUCGAGGUACAGGAGAUGGCGAGACGCAGCGUGACUCAAAGUCUUUCAAUCUUGUUGAUCAUAUCCCGUCUACUCUUGAGUCUCUCCGGAUUUACGGCCAUGGACAGCCUAUGGAAUAUCCCUAUCUGGAUCACGAAUCUGAUCUAGAUGUUUAUGCCCAAAUCGAGCAACUGGCGCAUGAAAAAGAUGCGAAGCUGCCAGGACUCAAGAUCUUGGAAGGCGUUGAUCCUUGCAUUCCAAAUGGUAGGAAUGUGAAGAAAGGGUCGGAUCCAGAUGAUCUGGAACUUUUCUGGAAAGAUCCAGAUGAUGACAGAUUUGAUUAG
Messenger RNA from Penicillium pulvis, 1638 nucleotides. RefSeq lists its product as uncharacterized. The coding region runs from base 1 to 1638 and encodes 545 amino acids. Lineage: Eukaryota; Fungi; Ascomycota; Eurotiomycetes; Eurotiales; Aspergillaceae. The record is from RefSeq and is a predicted model, not a curated record. The transcript is spliced from 2 exons.